AUGGCGUCGUUCCUCAGUCAAGCCUCGUCCUACUUUGGUCGCACCAACAUCUCUGCAAACUACACUAUCGACGAAUCGCAAUCGCCUACGCACUGCGGUCUGUGGAAGAUCUACAAAGCCACUCGCAAUGCCUCCUCCUCCACCGCCUCUGCUGCGACCGCAUCGGGAUCCAGUUCGGCGUCAGCAUCGAAGAACGUCGUUUCGAUAUGGAUGCAUACCUUCUCCACUCGCGGCCAGGUCCGACAGCGUAUCACCGAUCAACUGAAAAAGGAAGCUUCGUCGCUCACACGCCUGCGUCAUCCGUGCAUCUUGGAGGUAGUCGAGCCGCUGGAAGAGUCGCGCAACGAUGUCGCCUUCGCCACGGAGCAGGUGUUCGCCUCCUUGUCCGAGGCGUUGGUGUCGGACCACCGGCAAGACGUGCAGUUGGACGAGGUGGAGAUCCAAAAAGGAUUGCUGCAGGUGGCGAGGGGAUUGGAGUUCCUGCAUACCGCCAAGAUGGUUCAUCAGAAUCUGUCAACCGAGUCCAUCAUGAUCAAUGCGAAGGGGGAUUGGAAGUUGGCCGGAUUUUCGUUCUUGACACCACUCGAGCAGCCUGGUGGAGGCGGAAAGACGCCAUGGACCUUCCCGGACUACGAUCCGAGUCUACCACCUGCCAUGAGUCGCAACUUCGACUACAUGGCGCCAGAAGACGCGCUGGACGAAAAGCUAGGUCCCGAAAACGACAUGUACAGCUUGGGGUGCGUCGUCUACGCAGUCCACAACAAGGGCAGUCCGCCAUUCCGCAAUCGCAACUCUCUACCGAACCUCCGGGGUAACGCAGAUCAGCUCAGUACCACGAUCGGCAGCCAGAGCUGGUCACGCAUGGGUCGAGAUGUCCUCGAACUGCUCUCCAACCUCUUGACUCGCUACCCAGGAGCCCGUCUGUCGGCCACCGCGUUUCAGCAAUCCGGAUACUUCAAUUCGAUCCUCGUCUCGACGCUCAAGUUCAUGGAACGCGACAGCUUCGCAGGACGCACGAAGGAGGAAAGAGUCCAGUACCUGAAAGGGUUGCUCAAGAUCCUACCGCAGUUCUCGGACCGAUUGCUUCGACGAAAAGUGCUCCCCGCCGUGUUGGAGCUCAUGACCGAUCGCUCGCUCCUACCUUUCAUCCUGCCCAACGUGUUUCACAUCAGCAAGAACCUGUCUUCGCUCGAAUUCACCAACUCGGUGCUACCCAAACUCGAACCUCUUUUCUCGGUGCAAGAUCCGCCGCAAAACAUGCUAUUGCUGUUGGAUCAGAUCGAACCGCUCUUCGUACCCAAAGUGGCACCUACGACGUUCCGAGAGCAAGUGACGCCGCUGCUGUACGCCGCACUCGAAGCCGAGAACGUCAUGGUGCAAGAGAAAGCCCUGCGAACGGUACCGCGUCUCGCGUCGAUCCUCGAAUACGCCCACGUGAAAGAAGUGCUCUUCCCCAAACUCGCCUCGCUCUUCGCCAAGACCAAAGUGCUGAGCGUCAAGGUCAAUUGCCUCAUCUGCUUCCACGCCAUGGUCUCGAUCCUGGACAAGUACACGCUGACCGAAAAGCUCGUCCCCAUCCUUGCGCGGAUCAAAACGAAAGAACCCAGCGUCAUGAUCGCCACCCUAGCGGUGCACGAGAGCAUGGCGACCAAGGUCGACAGGGAGACGCUGGCGACGGCGAUCAUCCCGCAAUUGUGGGUCAUGAGCAUGGGUCCGAUGCUGAACGCGGAGCAGUUUGGAAGGUUCAUGAAGGCGAUCAAGGAGAUGAGCGGGAGGGUGGAGAAGGAGCAUUCCGCGCACUUGAAGGAUGUGAAGCGCAUGCAGGAUCACACGGAUUCGUACACGGGUGAAGGGGGUGUGACAACGGCUGGUGGGUCAGGAGGCGGUGUGACGGGGAUCGGCGCCGGUGGAGAGAUCGACUUUGCCACUUUGGUGGGGCAGACAAAGACCGCGGGGGGAGGCGAGAAGAAGGUCGUCGACGAUCCGUUCGGUCUGGCCGACGACUUUGCUGGGCUCGGCAGCGGUGGUGCAAGCACGGGAAGCUUUGCUGUGGCGAGCGACGUCUCGCCGGCAGUGUCGAAUGUGCACACGCCCAUCGGAGGGUUGACUCCGACACACACGGGAAGAUCCGGGUCUGCAUUCCCCUCGUCGUCUUCGUCCAAGAUCAAUGGCUCGUCGUUGCGCACCGUCAGCACUCCAACAGCAGCAGCGCCGCCUUCCCUGGCACCACCACCUUCGUACAGCCGCCCAACAACGCUCAGUGCCACCUCGUCGAGCACCUCCAUCACGACGGCUUCUCCAUCGACGACCACAUCGGCCGCCACACCGAGCUGGUCCAACCUGCUCCAACCCUCUUCCACCUCGUCCUCGUCGUCCUCCUCCACACCUUCGCUGCCACCGUCCAACACGACCGGUGGUCCCAACUACAACAUCACGCUAGCGCCCGCGACCGGCUCGAACUGGAGCACACCCGCGCCUUCGACCGCCAACUCGUCGAUGUUCGGCGCGCCCCCUGCUAUCGAACCGGCUCCGACGAUGAUGGCUGCACCGACGUUGACGCCAGCAGCGGCGGCAAGCGGUGCAUCGUCUUCCGGCGGUCCGCAAGGGUGGGGCGGAAGCGUGCUGCAGCCGACGAACAAGCCGACUCUGUCGUCUGCGGCAAAGUCGCAGAGCAAGGAUGCUUGGAAGGACUUUGAUCCGUUUGCUUAG
Molecule: messenger RNA, 2709 nt
Organism: Pseudozyma hubeiensis SY62
Lineage: Eukaryota; Fungi; Basidiomycota; Ustilaginomycetes; Ustilaginales; Ustilaginaceae
Product: likely protein kinase
Exons: 1
Coding region: 1-2709 (902 amino acids)
Biological process (GO): protein phosphorylation
Molecular function (GO): ATP binding; protein kinase activity
Source: RefSeq, a predicted model, not a curated record